Molecule: messenger RNA, 3033 nt
Organism: Apiotrichum porosum
Lineage: Eukaryota; Fungi; Basidiomycota; Tremellomycetes; Trichosporonales; Trichosporonaceae
Exons: 1
Coding region: 1-3033 (1010 amino acids)
Cellular component (GO): cytosol
Molecular function (GO): sulfite reductase (NADPH) activity; FMN binding; flavin adenine dinucleotide binding
Source: RefSeq, a predicted model, not a curated record
AUGGCUCCCGUCGCCAUCUCCUCCGCCCCCGCGGCCAUUGCUGCCGCUAAGGCUGCCGUCCUCGACACCGGUGUCGCGACCCCUUACUCGCAGACCAGCACCGCCGUGUCCGAGGCCGGUGACAAGGCCCCCUCCCCCAAGGCCGCCGUCACCGUCCUCGCCGAGUCGGGUCUCCUCCCCGGCCAGGAGGGCUACAUCGAGUCGCUCGUCAACGCUCAGCAGGCCCUCCCCACCUCCGUUGCCGGCGAGACCGUCGUCGCCUCGGCCCUCGAGGUCAUCGAGGCCCUCGCUGUCCAGAAGUCGUCGGCCGUCUGGGUCUACGACGACGCUGCCGAGGUUGGCUUUGGCUCGCGUCUUGCUGCCUGGCAGGCCGAGGGCCUCGCCGCCGGCAAGGUCCACCCCGUCCAGACCCGUGAGGGCGCUGGUCUCGAGCUCGCCGGUUACGCCAAGAAGGCCGCCGCCGGCAAGAUUUCCGUCUUUGCCACCACCACCACUCUCCCCCUCCUCGCCCCCCACCUCGCUACCAUUGAGGGUGACGUUGUGAUUCACGUCGCUGCCACCGAGCCCUCGGCCUCGCUCGCUCUCGAGGACGCCCUUUCGGCCCCCGGUGUCGUCAAGGCCCUCACUGCCCUCUCCGAGGAGUGGGACGUCAUCUUCUCGGCCGGCGCCGACGUUGUUGCCACUGCCGCGCACCUCUACACCUCGGCCGGCAAGGUCAUUCACAUCAUCGAGUCGACCUACUCUGCCCGCGAGACCACCUCGUACAAGUUCCCCAACGCUGGUGCCUUUGACGAGUUUGUUGUCUCGGCCGACUCUGACGAGCUCUACCUCGCCGUGGCCUCGGCCGCCGCUCUGACCAUUGCCGCCCCCAAGGUCACCCUCAACACCCUCUCGCCCGACGCCGAGGCCCUCUUCGCUGUCCUCACUGGCCAGACCAAGAAGACCGUCACCGUCACCGGCCCCACCCGCGCCGACGCCGAGGCCCUCAAGGCCGUUGUCCUUGCCGUCCUCUUCUCGGCCCCCACCUCGAGCUCGGCCGUCUUCCCCACCGUCAAGGCUGCCGUCACCCCGGCUGCCGGUGCCACCGAGUCGGACGCCAAGGUCGUCUCGUUCUUCACCGCCCACUCGGCUCCCCUCCCCAAGCUCCUUGCCCAGCUCUUCGUCUCGUCGCCCACCCUUGCCACCACUUUUGCCACCUACAACACCACCGCUGUUACUGGCAAGAAGUCGGUUCUCUCGCUCUCGCAGGGUGCCGCCGUCUCGGUUUCGCCCAACUCGGCUUCGGACCUGAUCUGGGUUUCGGACCCUGCCGUCCUCAAGGCCACCGACGUCCUUGCCACCGCCAAGCAGGGUGCCACUCUCCUUCUCGAGCUCCCUUGGUCCGAGGAGGACGUGCCCGCCAAGCUUUCCGCUGCCGAGAUCCAGACCAUUCAGCAGAAGGGUCUCCGUGUCUUCCUGCUCGACGUCAACGCCCAGAGCGCCUUCAACCCCAUCCGCGAGCAGGUCGCUUUCCUCCUCCUCUACACUGGCUCGCAGAAGCUCCCCAGGGGUGUCUGGAGGGUCCUCGACGCCUUCCACGGUGGCCACCUCGGCCGCGACCCCGUCGAGGACGCCCAGGCCGGUCUCGACGAGAUCCCCGCCAACAUCAUUGCCUCGUGGGCCGUUGACCCCGAGACCGUCCACAAGACCAAGGACACCUGGGUCUGGGACACCAUCGAGGCCAUUGCCCACGACAAGGAGGCCAAGCCCUCGCUCUCGUCGUGGGAGCUUGCCGCCCGCCACAUUCUCUUCCGUGAGGCUUACGCCGUCGACGAGGCCAAGACCUUUGACGGCGACGACGCCAUCCCCGGCGUCGCCACCCUCCGCCCCGAGGAGUCUGAGGAGACCUUCCUCGUCACCGUCGCCGAGAACAAGCGUCUUACGCCCCUCGACUACGACCGUAACGUCUUCCACCUCGAGCUUGACACUGCCGGCACCGGCCUCAAGUACGCCAUUGGUGAGGCUAUCGGUAUCCACGGCUGGAACGAGGCCGACGAGGUUCUCGACUUCUGCCAGUGGUACGGUCUUGACCCCGAGGCCGUGGUCUCGAGCCCCAACCCCCUCAAGGAGGGCACCGUCGUCUCGCGCACCAUCUUCCAGAUCCUCCAGCAGAACCUCGACCUGUUCGGCCAGCCCGGCAAGUCGUUCUACGGCGACCUCUCCAAGCACGCCACCGAGCGCGAGGAGGCCAUGAUCCUCAAGUUCAUCUCCGUCCCCGAGGGUGCCGAGAUGUUCCAGAAGUUUAGCGAGAACCAGACCGUCAACUUUGCCGACAUUCUCAAGCUCUACCCUUCGGCCCGUCCCUCGUUCGAGCAGCUCCUCGAGCUCAUCCCCGAGAUCAAGCCCCGCCACUACUCGAUCGCCUCGUCGCAGGCCGCCGUCGGCGACAAGGUCGAGCUCCUCAUCGUCACCGUCGACUGGGUCGACUCGACCGGCCGCACCCGCUACGGCCAGUGCACGCGCUACCUCAACAAGCUCUCCGUCGGCGCCAAGGUCACCGUCAGCAUCAAGCCCUCGGUCAUGAAGCUGCCUGCCGACGACAAGCAGCCCAUCAUCAUGGCCGGUCUCGGUACCGGUGCCGCCCCCUUCCGCGCCUUCCUCCAGCACCGCGCCUGGCAGAAGGAGCAGGGCAUCGAGGUUGGCCCUGCCCUCUACUACUUCGGUGCCCGGCACGCGGCAGAGGAGUAUCUUUAUGGAUCAGAAAUUGAGGCCUGGGUUCAGGCUGGCAUCGUCCGUACUGGUCUCGCCUUCUCGCGUGACCAGCCCCAGAAGGUCUACAUCCAGCACAAGAUGCAGGAGGACGCCGAGCAGCUCGCUAAGUGGCUUCUUUCGAACGGAUCGUUCUACCUCUGUGGCCCCACAUGGCCCGUUCCCGACGUCUUCAAGGCCCUCACGGACGCCAUUGUCAAGGAGACAAGCUGGUCCGUCGAGAAGGCCGAGAAGUACAUCGAGGACCUCAAGGAGGAGGAGCGUUACGUCCUCGAGGUCUACUAA